This is a messenger RNA of Helobdella robusta, 1485 nucleotides long. RefSeq lists its product as hypothetical. The record is from RefSeq and is a predicted model, not a curated record. The transcript is spliced from 2 exons. Gene Ontology annotation, molecular function: catalytic activity. The coding region runs from base 1 to 1485 and encodes 494 amino acids. NCBI's taxonomy places the organism in Eukaryota, Metazoa, Annelida, Clitellata, Rhynchobdellida, Glossiphoniidae.
AUGAAUAAAAACUUCAUAGAAGAGAAUCUCGAAGAAUCAAAAUAUUACACUGUAAAAGAAUUAUCUAACAUAAUAAAAUUGAAGAAUAAAAUGAAAAACAAUCACCUACCAAUCAUUCAUCUGAAUGCUCGAAGUUUGUUUCAUAAAUUAUUAAAUCUAGAAAUCUUCUUAAAACAAUUCGACGACUUUUUCAAAAUUAUAGUAAUAUCAGAAACGUGGUUGAACAAUGAAACAGUUGAUUUAAUUAAGUUAAAUAAUUACAAUUUUGUAUAUAAAAAUAGAAAAAGCAAACGAGGCGGAGGUGUUGGUGUGUUCAUAAAGCAUGACAUCAAAUAUGUUGUAAAUGAUAACAGUGCAUUUGAUGAUGAAAAUGUCGACGUUCUCUGUGUGGACAUUGAAUCGGGGCAUGCUUCAUCUAGGGGUGUGCUAAAAGUUAUCGCUAUAUACCGCCCACCCAAUUAUAAAUUUGAGCCUUUUUUAAAUAAAAUCAAUUUGAUUUUACACGCCAUCAAAUCCGCCGACAAAACUGUUAUAGUGGGCGACUUUAAUGUUAAUUUAUUGGACAAUGAUUCAAAUGAUUCUAAAGACUUCCAAAAUUUACUAUUUUCAUUUUGUUUCUCGCCUUUAAUUAAUUUACCAACAAGAGUAACUUGUAACGCCUAUUCAUUAAUCGACAACAUAUUUACGAACCUGUAUCAACAUUGCGAAAGUGGAGUCAUAGUCUCAGACUUUUCUGACCAUUUUCCAGUUUAUGCAAUAGUAGAAAAUUUUAAAACUGCUAUCAAUGAUGACCAAAUUUUAUGUAGAAAAAUUAAUAAAACAUCCAUUUUCUUUAUUAAAAAAGCCCUCUCACUUCAAAAUUGGCAUUCAGUUAAAAACGAGAAAAAUAUAGAUACAGCAUGCCUGAAUUUCUACAAUAUACUCAAUAAAACUCUUGACACAUACGCACCUCUGCAGUGGCAGAAACAAAAAUAUAAAAAAGCAUGGGUAUCUGAUGAAAUAAUAAAAUUAUCAAAAAAACAGAAUCGACUGUAUAAAAUAGCAGUCGCUGCACCAAACUCCGCUAAUAUUGAAAAAUAUAAAAAGUUUAGAAAUUACUUUACAUCAGUAAAGAGAAAGGCAGAAAAAAAUUAUUUUCAACAAAAAUUUGAAGAGGCAAAGAGUUGCUCCAAACAAAAAUGGGAAAUAAUAAACGGUAUAAUGAAUAGAAAACAAAACAAUCUUGAAAUUAAUAAGCUAAAAGUUGACGACAAAAUCAUCGAAGACCCAGAGGAAAUAAGUAUUCUUUUCAAUGAAAACUUCAUCAAUGUCACAGAGAAGCUGUUAGAAAAUCAAAUAGUUACUGAAGAUAAAUUAAAAAUAAAUAGUGCAAUCUGUAAAUCAAUGUAUAUGAACUCCACCAAUGAAGAAGAAGUAACGUACAUUGUUCAAAACUUAAGCAACAAAAAAAGCACGAAUAUGGGAGACGAUUCCACAAGAAAUUAA